Peromyscus maniculatus bairdii (prairie deer mouse) is the source of this 1599-nucleotide messenger RNA. RefSeq names its product out at first homolog (gene Oaf). The record is from RefSeq and is a predicted model, not a curated record. Lineage: Eukaryota; Metazoa; Chordata; Mammalia; Rodentia; Cricetidae.
AUGCCUGAGCGCACACCUGAUGGAUGUACAGAGUUGGCCCUCAACCCCCCAACUCCACUCCCCGACCCAGGAAAAGACAGAGUGCGAGAGCCACUCUGUGCCCCGUCCGUCCUUCUCCCACAGGGGCUGGUGCUGCUGCUGUUGUCGCCGCUGCUGCUUGGGGCGCCGCGCGGCGUGGACGCGGGGAGCAGCGCGCCGGCGGAGCUGAGGGUCCGUGUGAGGCUGCCCGACGGCCAGGUGACCGAGGAAAGCCUGCAGGCGGACAGCGACGCCGACAGCAUCAGCCUCGAGCUGCGCAAACCCGACGGCACUCUCAUCUCCUUCACCGCCGAUUUCAAGAAGGACGUGAAGAUCUUCCGAGCCCUGAUCCUGGGGGAGCUGGAGAAGGGGCAGAGUCAGUUCCAGGCGCUCUGCUUUGUCACCCGGCUGCACCACAAUGAGAUCAUCCCCAGUGAGGCCAUGGCCAAGCUCCGGCAGAAAAACCCCCGUGCCGUGCGGCAGGCUGAAGAAGUGCGGGGUCUGGAGCAGUUACACAUGGACAUCGCCGUGAACUUCAGCCAGGGGGGCCUGCUGAGUCCUCAUAUCCACAAUGUAUGUGCAGAGGCCACUGAUGCCAUCUACACCCGCCAGGAAGAUGUCCGGUUCUGGACGGAGCGAGGUGUGGACAGUUCUGUGUUCGAGGUUCUGCCCAAGGAGCAGGUGGAAUUGCCCCGCUGUGGGCAAGUGAGGGACCGAGGGAAGCCUUGUGCCUGCCGCUACAGCCUGAGCCUGGCCUGGUACCCUUGCAUGCUCAAAUACUGCCACAGCCGUGACCGGCCAGCACCCUACAAGUGCGGCAUCCGAAGCUGCAGGAAAAACUACAGCUUUGACUUCUACGUACCUCAGAGGCAGCUGUGCCUCUGGGAUGAGGACCCCUAGCAGUGGGGAGCAGAGAACCAAGGAGAGCUGCUCGGGCCCACAAGUUUUUCACCGGCCACCAGAGGGCGCUAGCAACCCUGUCUGGGGCCUUAGGGCCCUUCCUGUGCCUCUGAGGUUGAAGCCAGGGGCUCAUCUGCAUGACUGUGAACGGGUGUCACCCAGCACGGACAACCUUGGGCAGCCCUGAUGCCUACCUGUGCCCAUCUGGGGGACUGAGAGGGAUCAGCCCUUCUCCAGACUGGUACCCUCCCCGCUUCCUGUCUCCUGAAAUGUCCCACAUACAUGCAAUCAAAGAUGCACCAGCCUUGGCUUCUUUUGUGGGAUUUGUACCAGGGCCGUGUGCUCCUGCAUCGUACCUUCCCAUCAGCGAGGCGACCGUUGACCCGAGAGGGACUUCUGGGGUCUCAUGCCCUAGCUCCCAUGUCUGAAGUGCCUUCUCUCUGCCCCGGAGGCAACAGGGAUCCGGGAAACUGCUGCCCCUGAGACUGCCACGUGUGCCUUUCCUGGGACCCAGCUUCCAGCCUCCAAGUCUUCCUCCCUUUGGACUGAAGUACUUUGGACAGGUUCUGGGACAGGAAGGGAGCAUGAAGUACAAGGAAAACUUGAAUUCCAGAUUUUUAAUACAAAAUAUUUAUCAUUUGUACCAGAAAUAAAAGUGUUUUAAAGUUUUCACUCACCUAA